Messenger RNA from Paramecium octaurelia, 478 nucleotides. The record is from the annotation of a GenBank genome assembly. NCBI's taxonomy places the organism in Eukaryota, Ciliophora, Oligohymenophorea, Peniculida, Parameciidae.
UAUUGGGACGAGAUCUAGGAUAUUAUAGUAGAACAUAUAUAUAAUUAUCAUUAAAAACAGGAUUGCAAUUAUUGGAUUAGUUAUUGACUAUUUUGAGAUAAGUACAUUCAAGAGGAAUAGUGCAUAGAGAUUUGAAAUCAGAAAACAUAAUGAUGGGCAAAUAAAAUCAGUCUAUUGCUUUUUAGUAGAUUUUGGUGUUUCAAAGUUUUUUCUCGAUAAAGGAAAACAUAUGUAAGAUUAUGAUAUUAUAAAAGUCCAUUUAAAGAUAGAAAAUCAUUUAUUGGAACUACUAGAUAUUCUUCAAUUGCUGCUCAUAGAGGAUUAGAAAUUAGUAGGAAGGAUGAUCUAGAAUCAAUGAUGUAUGUCAUUAUCUACUUAAUUUUAGGGUAAUUUAUAAUUUGUAAUUUAAGUAAGUUACCAUGGUAGAAUUUAUAAAUUAUUGGUGAUAAGGAUAGAACUGUAGCUGUAGGGGGUUUUA